AUGUCUGAUGAUGCCUGCAUUUCCGCGCCUGGCUACCAGCAGGCUCCCCUGUCGCGUCCCCACCAGACUGGCCUCCCGCCACCCAUCUCCCAGCUUCGCCUGGUGUCGGUCUUUCAGACCCUGGACAAUCCGAGCCUGCACUUCCAUGCCGGCCUGACAGGGACGCCCGGGCUUCGGCGGCCGAGCUGCGACUCGCUGGCCGACCAGACCCCGGCCAUCUCCCUCGAGAUGGUGUCCCUGUCGACGACCGAUUCCCCGCGUCUGGCUCCGGUUAGCAGCUCCAACCGGGCCCUGCUGGCCGUCACCCAGUCCCCGCGGUCGGCCUUGCUUUCGGUGGUCAUGGACCCGGUGACCAGGCGGCCGCGAUCGCACUCCACCGGAAAUGGCGGGCGGGCCGGGGCACCGCCCCCGCCAUCCGCCCCGGCCGGGCCCCGGCGCUCCCAAUCGGAGGGCUCCCUCCCCCUCCCGGGCGCCGGGUCAACCACCGCCACCGCCACCACCACCACCACCACCACCGGAAGCCGCAUCCACCUGGUUCCAUCGGAGUCCCUGCGGACACUGCUUCACCAGUCAGUCAACCCCGCCGACUCGCAGCUGACCAUCUGCCCUCCAGGAGCCCGGGACUUCGGGAGCAGCCUUUCUCUGGGGCCAUCCGACGGGGACGAUCUCCGACACGCGUCCCGGGCCGACGCAAUCCCCGCGAUGGAUGCGGGCCCGGGAUCACUGGCCACCCCGGCCGGGGCCCCGCUCGCUGGCAUCCGGUUGCACCGGCCGCUUCCCCAGGGGUCAGCCGAGACAUUGGUGGGCUCUUCGGACAACGGCCUCCGGUAUUACGCCCAGUACCUGGGGCAUCCCCACCUGCAUGAGUCCCAGCAGCACUUCGGCCAGCCCAACCCCGAGGAUGACACCGCCAUUGCCGCCAUCCAGCUGACCCCCGUGUCCACGGAGCAGCUGCAUCACCUGCUGGCCAACCGCCCGACCGAGGGGGACCAGCGCCUGUUCAUUUCGCCGGCCGACCGUCGGCGAGGCUCGCUCUUUUUCUGCCGGCAGCAGGUGGACUUCGACCAUUCAUCCGGGCUACAGCCAUCCCUCCUGAGCCUGUAUUACCGCCAGGCGGCCCGGGCGGAAACCCUGGUGGCCGGGUUCGACCCUCGCGGCUCGCCGCUCGGGGGAGUGUCUACCCCGGCAUAUGGCGGGCCCCGGUGUGUGGUCACUCCUCCGGCCCUGCGCGAUGAGCCCGAGGUCGACGUCCGGGUGACGCGCUUCGCCGGGGCACCCUCGGAAGAUGACCCGAUGGUCGACAUGGCGGCCACCAUCAUCCCCGGCGGCAUGUGGCCGGCUCAGGCUCCCCCCCCCUCCGGGGGGGAUGGCUCCUCAAAGGACCACGGCCCCGCGCAGCCGGAGGGCCUGGUGCUGCCGGUGCCCCCGACGCUGGUGCCUACCGCCAUCCCUCCGCGACUUUUGCCGGUAGCUCCCUCGCGAGCCGGCAGCACCAUGGGGCACUCGUCUUCCGGCGAGGCGCUGGAGGACUCCUUCGGCUUUCUGUCAGCUUCGGAUGAUGGGCUAACCUUGACGUCCGAUUCGUCGCUCCUCUUUACGGAUCUCCUGCCUUUGGAGGGGUCCGGCGCCGAUGUGGAUCCGGUCCCGGCGGUUCGCCAGUUCCAGCGCACCCUGCAUUUGGCCCGGAGUGGCCUCCUCCAGGGGAGUCCCGGGAGCUUGAACAUCGACUCGGAUGGCAGCCUGACGCCGACGUCACCGGCGUCGCCCAUGUUGCCGCAGGUGCCGCACGGUGGCGCCAUGCUGACCACCAGCGCCUCGGAGCUUCGUGCUCCGGGCAUGCGGCCGGAGCCGGUGACCGCCGUGUCGGCCGUGUCGGGCGCCUCGGCCGCCGCGUCGAUGCCCGGCCCCUUUCUGCUGACCUCGCGAUUGGGGGAGCUGGUGAAUGAGACCCCGGCUGACAGCCCGAUUGAGGAUGUCUCGCGCCAGCGGCCGGCUGAUCGGCGCCCCCGGGCGGGGCCCCUCUCGCCGCUGCAAAGCACCCAGCCGGCUGCCAAGGAUGCUGUCCCGUCCCCGAGCUUGCUGGUGCUGACACAGCCCACGCGCUGUGCGUCUCUGCAGGAUGAAGAACUCUUUGGGGUCGAGCCGGCUCCCCUGACCGGGUACGAUCCCCUGCGCACGGUGUUCGCCUUGCCGGACCCGGGGGAUUUGCUGGCAACCGCCACUCCGGUGGCCAUGUCGCCGAUGUCGCCGACGGCCGUGCACUCCGAUGCUCGGAGUACAUACUCCACCGCCACCACCGCCACCGAGCACAGCGGUGCCGGCGGCAGCCACUAUUCGCUGCUCAUCGGUGAGACCGGGCCCGAUGAGAUGGCCCUCCCCUCGAGCUCAACCUCACACGACUUGAUCCUGGCGCCGCCUGCCGGCCUCCGGUCACCGGGCAUCGGGACCAAGCCGGCCACCCGGCCGCCGACCACCCGGCCUCCCGGCGAGGACCAUGGUGCUGCUCUCCACCGGGGUGGCGCUGAAGCGGGCGGCGGCGGCGGCGGCCCCUCUCUUCUCCGGUCGAAGUCUCUCGGCCAAGCGGCUGGCGGCGGGGGGGCCGGCAUGCCGGGCGACCGCUCGGCCGCCACCGCCGCCCCUGCCACCGCCACCAGCAGCAAGGCCUGGAGCGCGGGUGUCCAGCCGAGCCCCAAAAGCCGGCGCUCCUCCACUUGGUCCGUGCAGGACCUUUCAGACCAGGCGUGCCAGUGCCCGACGCCGAUCCCCCUGCAGACCGAUCUGCUGUUCAACUAUCAUCAGCAGCACAACACCGCCAGCGCGGGUGGUGGGGGCCCGGCCGCCGCCAGCCCAGCCCCCGGCCCGCCGCCGGCCACCCGCCCGGAUGAUUUGCCCCCUGCGACUGGUCGGCUGCUGGGGGCCAGCGCCAGCACCGGCUCGCUGACCCUCCGUCGGCGAUCGGCCGACCCGUCGGCCGGGCCUGCCGCCAUGGCCGGCCUCCCGGCUGCCAGAGCAGCCGGCGGCCAGUGCUGCAUCUGUCUCGGGACCAUUCUCCCGACUCCGCGAACUGAUGGGCAUCCCCUGGCGCACCUUUCGGAGGGUGCUUCCGUUGGUAGCAAGUACACCCUUCGCCGGCGUCGGCGUGAAAGCCUCCUUUCCGGGGCGGCGGGGACCCACGCUUCCGGGGGGCUGUCGCUCGACGGGUCGGACUUGGACUUGACCGGUGUCGGCGAUCCAACCGGGCGGCGCUACAGCAGCCGCCGGGGCUCGCUGACGGGGCUGUCCCCUGAUCCGGACCUAGACACCGGAUCAUCCGACGACUCGGGCGAUCUGUCUUCUGGCGACAAGCCGAAAAUGUUGCGCCGCCUGGCCAAGCGCAUGUCCGUCCUGCUGAAGAUGUAG
Fonticula alba is the source of this 3399-nucleotide messenger RNA. RefSeq lists its product as hypothetical. The coding region runs from base 1 to 3399 and encodes 1132 amino acids. The transcript is spliced from 2 exons. Lineage: Eukaryota; Rotosphaerida; Fonticulaceae. The record is from RefSeq and is a predicted model, not a curated record.